AUGUUUGUAACAUCUCCGGUGAAAACAAACUUCUACGGCGUCAGCCUAGUGAGAUCUCCGGCGUUUCCGAUACUUCCACGGCGGCGACAACACAUAGUUCCAAGUUCUAGACAAGUCCGAGCUGUGAUAAGCCGGGAAGAAAAGUCGGUGGAUCAAGAAGAUGGUAAAAAUCUAAACGGUUCACUAAUAAGUAGCUCUCCUGCGUUUCCGUGGCAGAGAUCUAAGUAUGAGGGAACCAAAACGGUUGUGGCGGUUGUGAAGAUCAGGAAGAAGAUGAGAGAGAAGCUAACGGAGAGGCUUGAGCAUCAGUUAGAGCUUUUGAUGAAAGCCAUAGGUCAAGGGAUGUUGAUUCAGCUUGUUAGUGAAGAAAUCGAUCCUGAAACUGGUUCGGGUCGAAGAAGUUCAGAAACUCCAGUGUUAGGACUCCCCAAGGAACGGAACAAUCCUAGAUACCUCGAGUUCACAGCCAACUUCACUGUCCCCACUGACUUUGGUAAACCAGGUGCCAUUUUUGUCACCAAUCUUCUUUCCUCGGAGAUUUGCUUGUCAGAGAUUAUCAUCCAUGAUGGCAGUGAUACCAUCCUCUUCCCUGGAAACACUUGGAUCCACUCUAGAAACGAUAACCCUGAAGGCAGGAUUAUCUUCACAAGCCAGACAUGCAUACCUUCCCACACUCCAGCCGGGAUCAAAGAGCUACGAGAAAAGGACUUGACUAGUGUCCGUGGCAACGGAAAAGGCGAGAGAAAGCCUCAUGAGAGGAUCUAUGACUACGAUAUCUACAACGAUAUAGGCGAUCCACGUAAAAAAGAUCGAGUCAGGCCUAUUCUUGGUGUUCCAGAGAGGCCCUAUCCAAGACGUUGUAGGUCUGGCCGGCCUCUCCUUCCAGACACACCGUUUGAGAGCAGAGGAAAAGACAAGGAUGAGUUUUAUGUCCCAAGAGACGAAGUCUUUGAAGAUAUCAAGAGAGAUACGUUUAGAGCUGGGAGAUUUAAAGCUCUCUUUCACAACCUCGUCCCAUCUAUUGCAGCUGCGUUGUCUAACUUAGACAUUCCUUUUACAUGCUUCUCGGAUAUAGACAGGUUAUACAAAUCUGAUAUUGUCUUGAGACAUACAGAGACACAAGACAAAGGCCUUGGUGGUUUUAUUGAUGGGAUACUCAACGUUGGUGAAACGUUACUAAGAUAUGACACUCCUGCCGUUAUAAAAUGGGAUAGGUUUGCUUGGCUGAGAGACAAUGAGUUUGGUCGUCAAGCUCUUGCCGGUGUCAACCCUGUCAACAUUGAGCUUCUGAAGGAGUUGCCAAUUAGAAGCAAGCUUGACCCGGCACUAUAUGGAUCUCCAGAAUCUGCUCUCACAGAAGAAGUGAUUGCUCGAGAAGUUCUACACUAUGGAAUGACUUUAGAACAGGCGUUUGAGGAGAAGAGAUUGUUUCUCCUGGAUUACCAUGACAUACUCUUACCAUUUGUAGACAAGAUAAACUCCAUCAAAGAAGAUCCAAGAAAGACAUAUGCUUCAAGAACAAUCUUCUUUUACUCAAAAGCUGGUGCCCUAAGGCCAUUGGCUAUAGAGCUCUCCUUGCCUCCCACACCUGAGAACGAAAACAAGUUUGUUUAUGCUCACGGACAUGACGCUACUACUCACUGGAUUUGGAAGCUAGCCAAAGCUCAUGUCUGCUCAAAUGAUGCUGGUGUUCACCAACUAGUUAAUCACUGGCUAAGGACUCACGCUUGCAUGGAGCCUUACAUCAUUGCUACCAACAGACAAUUGAGUUCAAUGCAUCCAGUUUACAAGCUGCUUCACCCUCAUAUGCGUUACACGCUAGAAAUCAAUGCGCGUGCACGUAAAAGCUUGAUCAAUGGAGGAGGGAUUAUAGAGAGUUGCUUCACUCCUGGAAAAUACGCAAUGGAGCUAAGCUCUGCAGCUUACAAGAGUAUGUGGCGGUUUGACAUGGAAGGACUUCCUGCUGAUCUUAUCCGAAGGGGAAUGGCAGAGGAGGAUUCUUCAGCUGAGUGUGGUGUGAAGCUUGUGAUAGAAGACUAUCCUUACGCAGCAGAUGGUCUUUUGAUCUGGAAAGCUAUCAAGAACCUAGUUGAAUCAUACGUGAAACACUUCUACUCUGAUCCUAACUCCAUAACCUCUGACCUUGAGCUCCAAGCGUGGUGGGAUGAGAUCAAGAACAAAGGACACUACGACAAGAAAGACGAGCCUUGGUGGCCUAAACUAAACACAACACAAGACUUGACCGAGAUCCUAACCAACAUGAUCUGGAUCGCAUCAGGACAACACGCGGCACUUAACUUUGGUCAGUACCCGUUCGGAGGGUAUGUACCUAACAGACCUACGCUGUUGAGGAAACUUAUACCGCACGAAAACGAUCCAGACUAUGAAAUAGUAUGUAUGGUAAAUUCUGCAAUUGAUAAGAGAAGAAAAACGAUCACUUGA
Eruca vesicaria subsp. sativa (arugula) is the source of this 2442-nucleotide messenger RNA. Lineage: Eukaryota; Viridiplantae; Streptophyta; Magnoliopsida; Brassicales; Brassicaceae. The record is from the annotation of a GenBank genome assembly.